Messenger RNA from Bacidia gigantensis, 438 nucleotides. RefSeq lists its product as uncharacterized. The transcript has 2 exons. The record is from RefSeq and is a predicted model, not a curated record. Lineage: Eukaryota; Fungi; Ascomycota; Lecanoromycetes; Lecanorales; Ramalinaceae. Bases 1 to 438 code for a protein of 145 amino acids.
AUGCACAGCGCCGGUAUCGACUAUCCCGUCCCCGACUCACCAUACCGCCUACACUACUACAAUCUUCCCCCAUCAGAAUGGCCUUUCAGCCAUAGACACCUCGCACUAUCCGCCAUCGAAGAGACCACGGCAUUCGGGGCGAACAUUUUCGAUUAUCUGAUACAGCAUCAAGGCCCUUCUAUCAAGAUCAACUUCAAGAAGUCAGGUGCAUUAGGAGGGAUCGUUAAUCACGGCAGCGUCAGUAUCCAUAUCGACAAAGUACCAUUCUUUGACCCCACUUAUGAUGAUGCGUUUUGGAUCAUGAAGGGGAUGGAGGGCGCGGCGAGGGAGAAAGGAUCGAGAAAGGUGUCGGAGAAAGUAGAGCUAUUGGCAAUGAGGCUGAAGAGGUUAUUGCGCAUGUCAGGAUGGUGCCUUGGUCUGAGGAGGCCGGGUUUGUAG